Messenger RNA from Miscanthus lutarioriparius, 366 nucleotides. NCBI's taxonomy places the organism in Eukaryota, Viridiplantae, Streptophyta, Magnoliopsida, Poales, Poaceae. The record is from the annotation of a GenBank genome assembly.
AUGCUGGACAAGCUGUGGGACGACGUGGUGGCUGGGCCUCACCCGGAGACGGGCCUCGAGAAGCUCCGCAAGGCCGCCACCCCCCGCCCGCUCGUCAUCGACAAAGACGCGGACGCCGGAGCCGCGGGGAGCUACAAGCGGACGCAGUCGAUGCCGUCGACCCCGACGACGCCGGUGACGCCGUCGUCGUCGACGACGACGCCGCGGCGCGGCGCCAACGACAACGUGUGGCGCAGCGUGUUCCACCCGGGGAGCAACCUGGCCACCAAGGGCAUGGGCGCCAACCUCUUCGACCGCCCGGAGCCAAACUCCCCCACCGUCUACGACUGGCUCUACAGCGACGAGACCAGGAGCAACCACCGUUAG